CAUUCACGUCCAUGCUAACUCAUAAAGCUACUGUUGUAUUAAUUUUGAUUAUUUUACUAUAAUUCAUCCAUAGUACACGAAUCGGUGUUUUAAGUUGAAAGUAAAAGAUUAUUAAGUAUUAUCAAUAUGUUCUCGUUAGUGAGACGAUAUGAAACUAGUACUAUUGUAGCAGUACUAAAAACUAUGAAACUCUCGGUGUCAUCCUAUACGAACGUUGAAAACGAUACAGAAUUUCGAGUACUGGAAUUAAUGCCAACGGAGAAGAAAUCUGUAACGAAAAGGACUUUGGAUCGUCCUUUGAAGCUCGCACCGUCUAAAGCUAAAACGAUGUCGCCCACUCAAGACUGGCAAGCAGUUUGGCCUGCAGCUCGUACAUUUCAUCCAGAUAUCGUACCCCUUCCUUUGAGACAAGGAUACCAAAAUUCGAAAGGCAUACACCCGGAUAAAUACGCAAAUGCCGAAUUAAUGAAGAUCCCAAAUUUCUUGCAUCUCACCCCGCCGAUAGUUAAAAGACAUUGCGAAGCGUUAAAACAAUUCUGUACGAAGUGGCCUGAAGAAUUGGAAACAGAAGAAGCAUGCCAGAAACAUUUUCCAACAGAAAUAAUUACAUCCGAUUAUUGUUAUUCCUCUCCUACUAUAAGAGAGCCGCUUGCCAGAAUAGUAACUCUAAGAGUGAAACUAUCCUCUUUGGACUUGGAUGCUCGUGCUAAGGAUAAAAUGCUCAGGCUGGUGGGUGAUAGAUACAAUCCUGAGACCGAUGUGAUAACAAUAACUGCAGACAGAUGCCCAAGUAGGGUACAGAAUCUAGAUUACGUAAAGUACCUUUUAACAGCGUUGUACCAUGUAUCUUGGCGCGUUGAACCUUGGGAAAAUGAGAAAUCUGAAGCAGACAUGGAAUACUACGAUUGGGACAAAAGUAAAAGCAGAGAAUCCUUAACAAAGUUGUACAACUGGCCGAAAACUCCAACUGAUUUGAGCUAUGAAUAUAUUCCCAAUUCGACAGAAUACAAGACUGCAGUUUCGGAUCUAAUAAACAAAGGGGAAGAUCAGUGUUCUCUCAAUAAGUAUAAAGAAGCCGUUAAAAACUUGCUAAAUCUGAAACACACGGACAAUUUAGAAUAAAUCUCUCUCUCUGAUAAAAAUCUUGCGGAACACGAUCGUAGUUGGUUUUUCUUUUAAUAAUUGCUGAUAAUGUAAUUCAA
Molecule: messenger RNA, 1202 nt
Organism: Ceratina calcarata
Lineage: Eukaryota; Metazoa; Arthropoda; Insecta; Hymenoptera; Apidae
Gene: mRpS35
Product: mitochondrial ribosomal protein S35
Exons: 3
Coding region: 127-1122 (331 amino acids)
Biological process (GO): mitochondrial translation
Cellular component (GO): mitochondrial small ribosomal subunit
Molecular function (GO): structural constituent of ribosome
Source: RefSeq, a predicted model, not a curated record